UCUGGAAAGAUGAAUGUUUAACUUAAUUGUUUUCCAGAGUUGUUGCACCAUUUUACAUUCCCAUCAGCAGCAUGCGGGAGUUCCAGUUCCUCCACAUCCUUACACUUGAUGUGGUCCAUACAAUAGGUGGUAACUGAUUAACCAGAAAAUGAGCAGUUAGAAAAGUUAAGUGACUCACUCAGUCACCCAGAACAACCUUUUCAGCAUUUUUUUUUUUUUUUUUUGAGAUGGAGUCUCGCUGUAUCACCCACUCUGGAGUGCAGUGGUGCGAUCUCAGCUGACUGCAACUUCCACCUUCCAGGUUUAAGCAGUUCUCCUGCCUCAGCCUCCUGAGUAAACCCUCCUGUGAUUACAAGACCCUGCCACCAUACCUGGCUAAUUUUUCUAUUUUUCAUAGGAACAGGGUUUCACCAUGUUGGCCCAGCUGGUCUCGAACUCCUCUCCUCAGGUGAUCUGCCUGCCUCAUCCUUCCAAAGUGCUGAGAUUACAAGCAUGAGCCACUGCAGCAGCACCUUUUCAGCAUUUUUAAAGCACUGACCUAGGUCUCCCCAGAUGCAGUGAGCCAGGCUCAAGGACACCCUGGCCACCCUGACGCACCACCCAACAUCUACGAGGGGGGCCUGGGGUCCCAGCAGCCACAGUGCCCCAGUGCCCAGGGAAGCAAGCCCAAGAACUUCCGGCUGCGCCACCUCCAGGGCCUGGCUCUUUACCUGCAGGGCCACCCACCGCCCGCCGGCCAGUGUGAGAGCCACUGGCUGGGCCGGCUUAUGGCUGGGGGCUGCCUGCCACAGCCUGAAGGCACAGCCUGGACCCUGGCCCUGCCACAGGGGACUCUGGGCCCAGGUAACAGCCACUGCUCAGCCCUUCUGGAAGCACAAUUGCCCAGAGACAGCCUGGGAAACACUGCUUCCAGUUCCAGCAUGGACCCAGCCAAGGGUGCCAUCCCCCAGCCUGGUCCUUCUGAGGGCUUGGGACUCAGGCCCAAGAGGUCCUGGGGGGCCUCAGAAGAGGCCAUGUGUCCCUUGUGCAAGAGAACCCGUUCUGGGGCCCUGGAGAGGCCAUAGGAAUCCCAAGUACCAGGACUGGGGACAGGAGGGGAAGGACAGCUGAGGAGGCAGCCCCAGCAGGAGGGGCUAGCCCCCGGCAGUGGCCCUGCCACACAAGAUGGCCCGGGCAGCGGCCAGCACCCAGGCCUAGGCCUUGGCAAAAUGUGAGGGGGAGAGGAAGGAGGAGGUCCCAAGGGAGGGAGAGAAGCAAUAGAAGCAUGGCCAUGCCCUUGCAGCGCGCUCAGACUCCAUUCAGCCACUUGUACCUUGGAGGCCAUGCUGAGUGGAGAAUCAGGCCCCCACCAGAGGCCUGGGAGCCCACAGGUCUGAUCUCAAUAAAAGCCAAGGCCUGCA
Cebus imitator (Panamanian white-faced capuchin) is the source of this 1400-nucleotide messenger RNA. It is a transcript of the gene CUNH16orf90, whose product is annotated as chromosome unknown C16orf90 homolog. Lineage: Eukaryota; Metazoa; Chordata; Mammalia; Primates; Cebidae. Bases 768 to 1064 code for a protein of 98 amino acids. The transcript has 3 exons. The record is from RefSeq and is a predicted model, not a curated record.